Molecule: messenger RNA, 6099 nt
Organism: Anopheles gambiae (African malaria mosquito)
Lineage: Eukaryota; Metazoa; Arthropoda; Insecta; Diptera; Culicidae
Exons: 7
Coding region: 950-2572 (540 amino acids)
Source: RefSeq, a predicted model, not a curated record
GGUGGGUGGAAGUGGGUUGGACACGCAGUUCAAACAUCCGGGCGGGUGCACGGACGGACGGACGAGGGUGCUACGCUCUUCCCGUCGCUCAGCGCUGUUUUCGUCCUUCAGACUUGUAGACGGUGUGCGUGCUUGUGUGUGUGAGUGUGCGGUGUACAUGCGUACAAGCUGGUGCGGUGCUGUGUGAAUGUGUUGUGCGUGUGUGUGCGCGCGGUGGAGCCGUCGCCGUCGUUUGUCGUCGCCUGCCGUGUUUUUCCACUCCAACUCCCACCGUCGUCCUGCGUGCAGUCGCGUCGGUGAGGCGUAGAAGAAGCCAGAGCCAGUGAAAAACAAACAAGCAUAAAAAGGUUGUUAAAAUGGCUCAAACAAUAUCUUUUCAGCUUGCCUGUUUGAGAGAUUUUUGUGACUUACUCACUUGAAGUCUCUCGAUAUAAUAAAGCCGGAUUAUCCUAUGUGCUUGUGUGGCUGUGUUUAAAGUGCGGAGAGUGACAACUGAGUGAAUUUCAUAUAUUUUAUUCUGUGUGUUUUUCCUAAUGAAAUCGUCAGUACUAAAAGUGUUUAAUGGUUUUACAUCUGUGUGAAAAGUGCUUUUAAAUUAUAGUUUUCCCCCUUCUUUUUUCCUCCCUUGUGUGCGUUUGUGUGACAGGUGGUCAAACCCCAGUGCUAGGUGUGCCGUACAGCAAAGUGUGUGUGCGUGUGUGUACCAGUAUGAGUGUGACGAAAUAUGCGGCGGAAAUAUGAGGUGGCGCUGCGUGACGAGCCGUGCUGAAUCCGGUGCGCACCACCGUUGCGUGUAGCGCUUUUCCCUCCCGAUGGGCGGUAAACUGGCCCCGGCAGUCUCGACUGGUAGUCCCUGCUAAGUUCCGGGGCGUGUGUGUGUGUGCUGUGUGUGCUGUGUGUAGUGUGAAGAGUAUCCGGCUUUAGACAACCUUCUGCAAGUGCCACCAGAAUGGGCUGCGGACAGAGCAAGAUCCAUCUCUACCCGAGGAAGAACAAAAGUAAAUCGAACGGCAAGAAAAGCGGCCACAUAGAGGAUGCAGAAGCGGACGAGGAGGACGGACAGAACGGUCGGAGCGACGAGCGGGGCGACCGGGGCGAUCGGGGCGACCUCAACGGCGAGAAGGAGAAGCUGGACGAGGAGCAUUCGCUGCGGGACGACGGUUCGCCGGAACCACCCAACGGCGAGAUCGUGUCCAUACUACGCAAAAAUGGCUCGCUGCUUCAGAGUCAGGAAAUAUCCUCCAGCCAACAGAAUUUCUUCCGCAUGCUGGAUCAGAAGAUCGAAGAGGGCCCGGACUAUGAUUCGAGCAGCGAGACGGAGCAAGCGCUGGAAGAGGCCCGCCUGAACGCGCUGGUGCAGCACUGGGAGUCGGCCAGCCUGACCACGUCGAUGUGUUCUUCCACCAGUCGGUCCCUGCAGGGGACGCCGGUCCGACAGGUACCGCUCAGACAGCCUCCGCUGAGGCCACCGUUCCAGCAACCGCUCAGUGCCGAGCUGCUGUCCCAGCAGCAGCUGCUGCUCAAGCAACAGCACCACCAUCUGCAGCAGCAGCACCAGCAGCAGCAGCAUCUCCAGCAGCAGCAGCAGCUGAUACAGCACCAGCAGCAGCAACUGCACAACCUUCAGCAGCAACAGCAGCAGCAGCACGGACUCCACCAGCAGGCCCAAGGUUCCCAGUCGCAACAGGCAUUGCACCACCCGAACCUUACCAUCGGCAUGAACAGUCCGAAGCGGAUAAUCGCCUCCGGGAAUGCGGUAAGCAUGGGUGGUGGUGGUGUUGAUGGGGGCCCGCCCAGUCAGCGGCAGUUGCUGUCGCAAUCCAUCAUCCAUCAGAACUACGGGGUGAUACAGCCGUCCCAGACGACGCCGCAGCUGCGUCCCAGCUCCGGUCGCACACUGCCCUCGCCGGUGCAGUGCCUGCAGAUGUCCUACUACCAGCAACAGCAGCAACAGCAGCAACAAAGCCAACAGCAGCAGCAGCAACAGGCCCAAUCACUCAGCCAACAAUUCCAGCAGCAGCAAUCGUUACCUCCACAUUCGACGACGUCCUACUACAAUGACAUUCUGCGGCAUCCAAUGCAGCUUCCACCUGUAACGCAACUGCAACAACUACAAUCCCAAGCCCAGCAACAGCCAGUCCAGCAGCAGCAGCAGCAGCAGUCGCCAAUGCCGGCGGGAAUCUCGAACGUAUCGUCCUCGGUGGCGGCCUCCCUGGCCUCCGCCUCGGUCGCCGUCGCGUCCGCCAGUGGCCCGAGCGGUGGCCCCAGCGGUGCCGUCGGUGGCCCCCUCUCCAUGUCCUCUACGGAGCCUCGCUUCCCGCCGGCCAUCGCGGUACAACGGCUGGCGCCGCAGGUACAGCGGCAGCUGCGCGAAACCCAGGAACUGAUCAAGGACUCGUGCGUGCAGCUGUACGGCUCGGCGUACGGUACCGGACCGGGGCCACCGACUGGAGGCGGCGGCGGCAGUGGUGGUGGUGGGGGAGGAGUUGGUGUUCCAGUAGGUUCGGUUCUGGCCCGGGCCACUGCCCGCCGCCCAACGCUCGAGACUCAGUAUUCGCAGGAACUUUCGUGAUAUCUAGACAAGUAGUGAAACACAUUUCCCGCUUUGCAAACGGUGCGUACCACCACAUCCACCACAUCCACACGGCAGUUCUUCGUCUUCGGUGCCAGCCAAAAUCCGAACCAAAUCGUGCGCGCACGCACGCGUGUGUGUGUGUUCUUCUCCGAUUUGUUAAUCUUUGCUGUUGUGUGCUCUGCUAGUGGUUGUCGUGGCGUAACCGGGAGAUCACCUCUUCCGAAGCAAGGGUGAUCUUUUCAGAGCCUUGAAAGCUCACUUCAGACUAGUCCGAUUCGCUCUGUAGCCCUCCAUUUCUUCCAGCAGGACACACACACAUACGCAUACAAACACAGACUCCUGAGAACUAGUCAUUGCCAAGGCUCGCGUGUAACAAACGAGGGCACCAACUGCUGACCGUUGCGUCCAAACUCGCGGGCAAACUGUACAUAUACAUAUUAACUUAUUAACUCUCGCCCCCCCCCCCCCCCCCCCCCCCCCAAAAAAAAAACAUUCUCCCGAACCAGGAAGAACACCGGAAGUACACCCACCCAACACACUCCUCCUUCCCCCCAUUAGAAACAGAAGAACAAACACACACACAUACAUUCAAAUGAAUAUAUAGAGAGUUCAGUAUAGAAAAAUGAGUAAGACAGACGACGAACCCGCCCGCCACCGGGACGAACAGCCGGUUUUAGAUGACUCUUUGGCAGGGGCGGGCCUGGGGCUUACUUCUUCCCACCUUCCCCAGUACCACCACACACACACACACGGACACAUAGUUUGUCAACAAUUAAAUAGCGCUGUAGAAGUGGAUAGGAAAGGAGGAUGAGCAAAAGCGGACAUUAGUGGUGUUCGUUUUUUUUUGCAAUCUGCGAAACAGAACAGAACAAAGACACACUGGAGAACACAAUAUGGAGUAACAGUAAUCGGGGAGGAAAAAAGCGGAAGAAAAACGUUGCAAAAACGCAGUGAAACUAUUCACCCUUAGCUAGUGUUGACGUUUCGUAACACGACGGGAAACUGUUUUUUUUUCUUACUCAAUUAAAAGUGUAAGAAAACAGUGAAGAAAAAAACACAAUCCUUCAAAUAUUAUAUAGACAAGCCAAAACAAAUGGGUAAGAGGAAUCGAGGGGAAGAAAUAGUAAAAGCGAAAGCAUAUAUAAACAAAAUAGAAGAAAACAGAAAAACUAAUACUAAUAGAAGGAUAAAAGAGCAACAAGAAACGAGAACCGGAUAAAAACAGAAGGAAAAACUCACAAUAGAGAAACACACUAGAGAAGAAAACAAAAAUUAAGAACAACACACACGGUAGCAAAGCAAAGAGCGUGGAAGAGAGCUUGGAUGGAUUGGUUUUGUGCCUAAGGGAGGAUUUUUUGUUGUAAAAGAGUUAGAAAGCUUUCGUUUUUACACUGUCAGUGCGUUCAAAAUUGCAUAACAAGAAAAGGAUCUAGAUGUAGAAGCAUGACUCUAAGCAGACUUAAAUAGAGUAUAGAAAGAACAAACAGGAAGAAGAAAAAACAAACAAACCAUGAACAGAAACAGUUAGAAGAUUGUUCUAUAUCAUUUUGAUUUGAUUUUGGUUGAAAAUUACUUAAAAGCGUAUUAAGUGAAAGAGGGAGAUAGUGAGAGAGAGAGAGAGGUCUCCGAGUAAGACCACAGAAGAAGAAGAAAAAACAGGAACUAGUCUAAAAGCACAGCAAGAGAGAGGGAGAGAGAGAGAGAGGAGAUAAAAGAUGAAAAAGAAAGAGCAAAGGCAUAGCUAAUAGUGUGAAGCAAUCUUUUCACUUCUAAAUUUUACCUUGUUAUAAACAACAUGCUGCGGGGCAUGUGACCGGCCCCACAAAGCGAAUGUGGUGAAUGUGGCGUCAGAGGCAAACGCAAAGGGCAAAACUUUCGAAAUGCACUUAAAUAAUUCGACUUGAACUUGAACCUAAAAGGAACGAACAACAUGACAUGCACACCACCACACACCGGGUGAUGAUGAUGAUGAGCCAGUUAAGUUAAAGUUAAGGGAGAAGCGCAAGAGCGAUCGAUGUGGUGUGUAUGUGUACUUUGUACAAAAGGCCGGGGGAGUGGAAAACAGUCGAUAAUUCGACUCCCAAUGUACUCUAAUGUCCUGUUGGGGCAUUGGAUUUGGUCGUGAUGUUCUUAAAAUAGGAGAGGGUCCGUGAGUUGCGGAAUGUUAGCAUCGUCGCGUAUGAAUAUGUGUUUUUUUUGUGUUUUAUCUAUUCGACCACCGCCUUUAGUACCGUUUGUUGUAGCCACUGUAGCCAAAUUUUAACGUCAGUUCAGAAGGGGUCAACACGUGACCGAAGCUUAAUCGUAAGCUCCCGCUAUCCAGUAAGGAUGUGCGCGCAAGGAUCGUGGUCCGAAUCCGUGUGGCAUCAUGAUAAUUAGCAAUAGAGGCAUUGCAAUUGGAGCUCGCGAAAGGAAAAGAAAAGCAAAAGAAACAAAUGCUCCAAAAUUAGAAUUAACACGGUGCACCACCAACACCACGGUACGGUGUGAGUGCAAAGUUUCUUCAGCAUUUCCAUCCCCGCCGGUCACGAAGCGAAUAAAAGAUGUUUGAAAUGCGUGUGAAAAUGUUUGUGUUUACCAUUAAAUACAGCACACAAGGAAACGAUUUUUUGUACACCCUCCUCCUCAACUAAGGCGCCCUUCGGAGUACUUUCCUUGGUAGAUGUGCCCUUUUCCUGAACAUUCUUAGGAUUACGAGUAAAACAAGAUCACGAUCACGGACAACCACCAGAUUAAAAAUAAUAAUAAAAUAAACAAAAUCAUGCACCAUCAUCAACCUCUUCUUCAACAGUGUGUGUGAGUGUGAGUGUGUGUGUGUAAGUGUAUGUGUUACCCGUGUGUGACCAAACACGUAGCACACGGUCGUAUCUGUUUCGUACGAUAAGGAAAUGUUCAAGCAAAGAAAUAAAAGCAACCAACACAACCCUUUUAGUGUGUAAGAUGUUCAGUGUAAAACAAGAAAUGAAAAGAAGAAGAAGAAAAAACACAGCAAAUCACACCCACAUUCACAACAGCGCAUCCAAAAGGGAGAAAGAGAAGAAGCGUAAUGCAAAAACACACAAAACACACAAAAAAAGAUAUGAAAAGUAUUUCCAAUUUUGUCAAAGUCCCCUCUUUAUAAAGUGCACGUGUAACAGAAAGGAAAAUAUUAAAGAAAGAAAGAAAAAACAUUAUAGAAAUAUAAGAACAACAGACACACACAGACACAAACGGUGAAGGAAAAGUGUAACCAUGCCAACUAAGCCGGUUAAAGUAAGAAGAAGAAGAAGAAGAAGAAGAAGAAGCAGAAAAAAAUCAUUCUAAUGAACAGCAAAUGUAAUUGAGGAAACGCGGAAAGCGUACAGAGAAAGACGCGCGAAGGCAUGUCAUGUAUGUUUUAUUUUCACGUUUUCCCUUUUGUUUUUGUUUUAAAAUUAUAAAAUCCGACUAUGUACAAAGACGUGAAGAAAAUCGAUAGAGAAAAGUAAUUGAAAAAUUAUAUAAAUUCAAUAAUAAAAAUGAAACAAAAAACUGGAUAAACAAUG